AUGGUCUUCAAGAAAGCAGCCAUCGGGCUUACUCUGCCCUUUGCCCUCUUCAGCUCUGUCGCUCUGGGCCAGACCGUUGAUGGCUCAGACUAUGAUAGUCCCAAUGGAGGUCCUCCAGGAAGCUAUUUUGCUGCGGCCAGCACAAUGCCCGUUGCCGCUCUCCAAGCUGCAGCUGCAAAGGCAACCAAAGUCCCUUCGUACGCCACGUAUCCCGUGAGCCAGGACGAUAAUGCCAAAAAGUCCACGAUCCACAGUGACUGGGCGUCCUUCAGCCAGGGCGCGGCCAUCUCCUGGGUGGCCGACAUGGAUGUUGACUGUGAUGGCAUUGACUCUGGGUGCGAGCAUGAAAUUAAGACAUCCCAGGGAAACCCAGAUGGCCAGGAUGCGACAAACUGGGGAGCUCUUGCUGCAUAUGAAGUUCCCUUCAUUGUAAUUCCUCAAAAGUACCUGGACCACAAUGGCAAUGCCCUGAAGGGAAACAAUAUUGCUGCGGUGAUCUGCAAUGGCAAGAUGUUCUACGGUAUCCUCGGUGACGCCAACGGAGAUGAGCCCCAGGUGACCGGAGAGGCUUCCUGGCUGAUGGCCAGAACUUGCUUCCCGAACGAGGGCCUGAAUGGAAACAAGGGCCAUACUGCGGCGGACGUUACUUAUAUCCUGUUCACCGGCGACGAAUCUGUGCUUCCCUCAUCUGCCCUAAAUGAGAACUACAUCACCAACUUUAGCACUCUCAGGUCCAUGGGUGACAAGCUCGUCAACGCCCUGGCUUCUAACCUGGGACUGUCUGGCGGCUCUGGCGGAACACCAACCACGACCACGACUGCUACGCAGCCCACGUCGACCGGAACCUGUUCUUGGGCCGGUCAUUGCGAGGGUGCCAGCUGCUCCACCAACGACGACUGCUCUGACCAGCUUGCUUGCAAAAAUGGCGUUUGCUCCACUGAUGGAGAAGUGGUGUGCUCUUGGGAGGGUCAUUGUGAGGGUGCCACUUGCUCCAGCAACGACGAUUGCUCGGAUGAGCUCUACUGCGCUGGCGGUGCCUGCACUUCUGCAUAG
This is a messenger RNA of Aspergillus terreus NIH2624, 1053 nucleotides long. RefSeq names its product glycoside hydrolase family 75 protein. The transcript has 7 exons. The record is from RefSeq and is a predicted model, not a curated record. Lineage: Eukaryota; Fungi; Ascomycota; Eurotiomycetes; Eurotiales; Aspergillaceae. Gene Ontology annotation, molecular function: chitosanase activity. Bases 1 to 1053 code for a protein of 350 amino acids.